AUGUACGUCGGAGAGUCUGAGCGGUCGUUGAGAGAGAUCUUUCGCAAAGCUCGCGCGGCACGACCCAGUAUCAUAUUCUUUGACGAGAUCGACGCCAUUGCCUCUCGACGUAGCAGCAGCUCCAACGGCGGUGUGAAUGUUCUGACGACUUUGCUCAACGAGAUGGAUGGCAUUGAAGAAAUGCGGAACGUGCUGGUCAUCGCGGCCACGAACAAGCCAGACGUUCUUGACCCAGCACUCAUGCGGCCCGGUCGUUUGGACAACAUUCUAUACAUUGGACCACCUGAUUUCGAGGCGCGGAAGGAAAUCUUGCGGAUCUGGUCAAGUAAAUCUGUUGUCGAUCCGGAAGUGGACCUGGACGAACUGGCGACCCUUACCGACGGCUAUUCAGGAGCAGAGAUGGUGAGCAUAUGUGAAACUGCAGGAGAUGCGGCCUUGGAUGAAGAGGAAGAGACUCAACAAGAACAAAAUGUGAAAUCGAAGCAUUUUGCAUACGCCUUAGGUCAGGUGCGGCGUCAGAUCACGGACAGCGUCAUUGCGGAGUACGAGCAAUGGAGAGAUGGACAGUCCUAA
Molecule: messenger RNA, 573 nt
Organism: Penicillium maclennaniae
Lineage: Eukaryota; Fungi; Ascomycota; Eurotiomycetes; Eurotiales; Aspergillaceae
Product: ATPase
Exons: 1
Coding region: 1-573 (190 amino acids)
Cellular component (GO): cytoplasm
Molecular function (GO): ATP binding; ATP hydrolysis activity
Source: RefSeq, a predicted model, not a curated record